Molecule: messenger RNA, 1051 nt
Organism: Yamadazyma tenuis ATCC 10573
Lineage: Eukaryota; Fungi; Ascomycota; Pichiomycetes; Serinales; Debaryomycetaceae
Gene: CPP1
Product: tyrosine/serine/threonine protein phosphatase
Biological process (GO): negative regulation of MAPK cascade; protein dephosphorylation
Cellular component (GO): cytoplasm; nucleus; cytosol
Molecular function (GO): MAP kinase tyrosine/serine/threonine phosphatase activity; MAP kinase tyrosine phosphatase activity; protein tyrosine/threonine phosphatase activity
Source: RefSeq, a predicted model, not a curated record
ACCAGACAGCGACUCGCUGCCCAAAUACAUGGUCAACUAUAGUCCCAAACACUCUCGCAAGCCAAGUUCCUUGACGUCAAACAGAAACAUAAAUAUGAAGAACUUGUCACUCAAUUUGGACGAUGGUAGCAGUAUCACUGCGGGGCCCACCAGCGGUGCCAGCAAAAAAGCCUUAUCCAUCGGCAUCCUGGCGCUGGACCAGCCGUCCGACUCGCAGUCACCGUUCCUUUCCUCUUCUCCCAUCGUUCACAAUAACUCCAGCACUAUGCUUUUGGACCUGAAAACAUCCUCCUCGCUUAAACUCCUGCCAGUGGAGUCGCUGCCACGCGUACGAAACAACCCGGCUUUACACACAUCGAAAGACUAUAAGUUCCCCCAUUCCGACCUAACUGAAAGUUUUUCCAAGUUGGCCGUUAGUCAGUCAGAAACCCACACUCUUAGCUUCCGUCCAAACGUGCCAGAAGAGCUCCAAGAACUGAGCCAGCUUGAUGCAUAUCCCAACGGACCGGCCAACGUUCUUAACGGUUCGGUAUUUUUGUACUCAGAGCCCACCAUCGAUGAAAUUAAUCAAUUUGACCUUGUGAUUAACGUGGCCAAAGAAUGCCCUGACUUGCUGGCCGAGUUUAACAAGGAGAACCUUGCAAGUAAAAAGUAUAUCUACAUUCCUUGGAACCACACGAGCUCUAUCUCGGAGGAGUUACCGCAAUUAACGCGACUCAUGGCUAGUUAUGAUGACCUGGACUCGAGGUCUCGCAAACGAAAGAUCUUGGUGCACUGCCAAUGUGGAGUCUCACGAAGUGCGUGUGUGGUGGUUGCCUACUUUAUGAUGAAGUUCAAAAUGAACGUAAAUGACGCAUAUGAGUUGUUGAAGACAGGCACCAGCGCCAGUUCACCAGAAAAAACCAACCGGCAAGUAUUUGAACGAGGCUACACCAUCCAGAGCUGCGAUCGGAUCUGUCCAAACAUGAGCUUGAUCUUUGAACUCAUGGAUUUUAAUGAGACUUUAAACCAUGUACACUAGCUGUAUAGUAUGAAUAUGAUGCCAUGAAAA